This is a messenger RNA of Cryptomeria japonica (Japanese cedar), 1626 nucleotides long. RefSeq names its product epidermis-specific secreted glycoprotein EP1. NCBI's taxonomy places the organism in Eukaryota, Viridiplantae, Streptophyta, Pinopsida, Cupressales, Cupressaceae. The coding region runs from base 34 to 1410 and encodes 458 amino acids. The transcript has a single exon. The record is from RefSeq and is a predicted model, not a curated record.
CACUUUGUAUUCUAAAUUCAUACCUCUAUAGCCAUGAAUUCCAAAGCAGUGCUCGUUGUUUUGAUAUUCGCAAUAGUCCAGGCGUACGCCAAGGAACCCUUUUCGUACGUGAAUGAAGGAGAUAUGGGUUACUACAUCGUAGAAUACAAUGCCGACUACCGACCGGUGCCAUUGGCAUCUCAGCCGGGGGCCAUUUUUCAGAUGCUUUUCUUCAACACCACACCCAACGCCUACACCCUGGGCAUUCGCAUGGGCAACCACAACAAGGCCGAGACCAUGCGAAUCGUCUGGACAGCCAACAGAAACCGCCCAGUCCCCGAGAGAAGUACUCUCAAUUUCACAACCGAUGGAAAUCUGGCGCUCUUCCACGCCGACGGAAGCCUCGUGUGGUCUACCAACACUGCUAACAGGGGCGUCGUAGGGAUCGAACUCCGGAGCAACGGAAAUCUGGUCCUCUAUGAUGCCCAAAACAAAAGCGUGUGGCAGAGCUUCGAUCAUCCCACGGACACUCUUUUGGUGGGCCAAUCGUUGAAGGCAGGCGGAGUGCAGAAGCUCAUCAGCCGGGUCUCGGAAAUAGACGGAUCGGAGGGGCCUUACACUUUCGCAAUGGAAGCUGGCGGCUUUGCUCUCUAUGCCACGUUGCCCAUCCCUCUGCCCUACAACUCGCUGAGCUACUACGACAACCAAAUAAAGGACUUGUACUCCAUCACCCACACGUGCAAGCGUCCACUGGCAAGCAUCACCUUUCUCAGCGAUCCAGACGCCGACAAUGGCUUCCCCCUCACGAUGGAAAUGCGCCUCGCCAAUUCCACUGCUCCUCCGGAAAUGAGGGCAUCCUAUCUCUGCAAUUUCACUUCCGACCAAACCUCCACCGCUGUAUACUUAUUCGCCACUCCCAGAUUUAGCACCACAUUGUCGUUCCUCAGGCUGGACUGGGAUGGGAAUCUGAGAAUGUAUACAUACUCUCCCCAGAUUGAAUACAAUACGUGGGAUAUCACAUACGAGCGGUUUAAGUACGGUGGACUUUAUGGCUGUGGGCUGCCAAAGAAAUGCGGGUCGUUGGGAAUUUGUGGAGACAGUCAAUGCGUGGCGUGCCCGAAACCGCAGGGGCUCCAAGGCUGGACCAGCUCUUGCUCUCCUCCUUCGCUCCCCGCCUGCAACUCCAGCAGUGUCGCUGUCGACUUUUACGAGGUGGUGGGAGUCGAACAUUUUAGUAGCAAAUAUGUUGCAGGAAUAGAGAAAAUAAAUGUGGGUGAAUGCAAGAGGAGGUGUUUGAGUGACUGUAAGUGCGCCGCUUUUUUCUAUUGGCAGGAGUCUUCAAAGUGCUUCCUUAGGCAGACUGUCGAAACUCUGCAACAAAGUGGUAACAGCACGCACCUCGCGUUUAUUAAGUACCCAAAGAAUGUUUAAUUGAGUCCUUACCAGUUUGGCCAUCAGGUCAGCAACCCUGAAAUAAUACAAUAACAGGUCAGCAACCUGCAUGGUUUUGUCCUGAUCCCAGUCUUCUGUCAGUCUGAGUAUUUAUUUCACUUUAGAGAUAGAGUUCGCCGCUAAUCUGAAGGCUUUUGGAUCUAGUAAAUGUUUGGAUUAUUAAAAAUAAGAAAGGAAGAUUAUAUUUCCGCCGAA